Messenger RNA from Lactuca saligna, 822 nucleotides. The record is from the annotation of a GenBank genome assembly. Lineage: Eukaryota; Viridiplantae; Streptophyta; Magnoliopsida; Asterales; Asteraceae.
AUGACUCACCGAUAUGGCCCCAUCUUCAGUCUCCGGCUUGGAAGAAAGCUUCAUGUUGUGGUAAACUCCUUGGACCUAGUUAAGGUCGUGACUCGUGACCUAGACCUGACCAUGGCUAACCGAAGUCCUCCAUUAGCAGCGCUAACCAUCAGUUACGGUGGCAAUGGUAUUGUAUGGUCCAACAGCAACACACACUGGCGUAACAUGCGCAAUAUUUUAGCAAUCCAACUUCUGAGCAUUACAAAUUUCAAAGAUUGUCAGGGUUUCCGAACAUAUGAAGUGAGAAGGCUCGUGAAAGAAGUUUACACAAAUCUUAAUUUCAAGAUUCUGAAGCUAUUGGGAGCCCCAAACAUAUCUGAUUUUCUCCCAGUGCUAUCUCGGUUUGAUCUCCAAGGAAGGCAGCGAGAAAUGCAGAGGCAACUUGAAUAUGUCGAUCGGAUAUUUGAAAGCAUUAUACAAGGAAGAAUGGAAGCCAACUCCAGAAUAAAUGAGGGAGAAGGUGAGGAAGAUCGAAGGAAGGAUUUUUUGCAGAUAUUGUUGGAGCUUAUGGAGCAGAAAGAUGCUACAAUAUCACUGGACAUCAUUAAAAUAAAGGCCCUACUAAUGGAUAUAGUGCUUGCGGCUACAGAUACAACAUCGACAAUGGUAGAAUGGGUGAUGUCAGAGGUUUUGAAUAAUCCAUGUGUAAUGAGAACGGUCCAGGAUGAAUUAACGGAUGUAAUUGGCAUGAACGUUGUCGAAGAAUCUCAUCUGCCCAAAUUAACAUAUUUGGAUGCAGUCAUCAACGAGACAUUAGGGUACACACUCCGGUUCCUCUCUUAG